UUUUUACAAAAAUGUUUUAUAUUCUAUCAAGAUAUAUCAAUUUGUGUGAACGAAAUACACAAAAAAUCUUUAAUUCUAUAAAUAUUAGAAAAAAUUUAUUAUGGUGGAAAUAUCAAGAAUCAAGAUACUUUAGUUAUAAAAUAAAUACGUCUUUAAAAUUUCAUACUUACUUAUCAAAUAAUGUACAAGAAUAUGUCAAUUCGUUUAAAGAUGAAAGAAACGAAUUAAUGGCUAUGUGGCCCGAUAUUCUCCGUGAAUUGACGGACAAAGAUAAUGAAGAAUUACCAGAUGUUAAAAAAUGGACAAAAAAGAUAUUGGAAUAUUAUGUUCCAAAAGGAGAAAAACGGAGAUCAGUAUCACUUAUAGUCGCAUAUAAAUUGCUGGCGUCUCAAGAUCAGUUAACGGAAAAAAAUAUUCAUUUAACUCGUAUUCUAGCCUGGAAUGUAGAAAUAAUGCAAGCAUUUCACAUAAUGAUAGAUGAUAUUUUAGAUAAUGUAAAUAUAGGACGAAAUCAACCAACCUGCCAUGUAAAAAUUGGAUUAGGUGCAAUUAAUGACAGUUUAAUUAUGAAAACAUGUACAUAUAAGCUUAUUAGGAAAUAUUUUAAGUCGAAAAAUUGUUAUACAGACAUCGUGGAUAUACUUUUGAAGUAUCAUACAAAAACAGUGCAUGGUAAAUGUCUAAAUAUAUUGACAUCGAUAGAUUCGGGAAAGAAUGCGAAUUUUAAAGUUUUUUCUAUGGAUCAAUACAAUCAUCUAAUAAAACAUAAAACAUCUUAUUUCUCAUUUAUACUUCCGUUCAGUCUUGCUAUGCGUUUCGCUGGCAUAAUCGAUCUAGAAAUGCAUCGGGAAGCAGAAAAAAUUCUAACUAAAAUAAGUCAUCUUUUCCAAGUACAAAAUGAUUUUUUGAAUUAUUACAGUAAAGAAGAAAUUGAAGGAAAAAGUGGCAUACAAACUGACAUACAAAAAGGAAAAUGUACAUGGCCCAUUGUGAUAGCAUUGGAGCGAGCAACAGCCGAACAAAAAAGAAUUUUAAAAGAAUGUUAUGGAGUAGCUGAUGAAGAAAAAGUAAAACGUGUAAAAGAAAUUUAUGACAAGAUAGAUAUAUCAAAUAUCUAUUUUAAUUACGAAGAAGAAACGCAUAAUUUAUUGAAUACAUAUAUACAACAAUUAUCUUCAAAACUUCCACCUGAAUAUUUUUUAUAUUUACUCGCUACAUCAUGUAGUAAAGUAGGACGAAAACAUUAGUUGCGCAAGAUAUUCGAAAAGUGUGGGAACACAUCCGAUUAUCCUAAAAUAAUAUUCAAAUAAUAUUUUUCUACAAUAUUUUUCUAAUAUUUUUAGAAAAUUAACAAAUUUAUUUUAUUAAAAAAUUUAUAACAAAAAUUAAUAAAGUAGUUUUUAACAAUUUAAUAGAUUACUAAAAAUUUAUCAAAUGUAAAACAAAUAAAAAAAAUAAUGAAAAUUAAU
Molecule: messenger RNA, 1469 nt
Organism: Apis mellifera (honey bee)
Lineage: Eukaryota; Metazoa; Arthropoda; Insecta; Hymenoptera; Apidae
Product: farnesyl pyrophosphate synthase
Exons: 7
Coding region: 12-1247 (411 amino acids)
Biological process (GO): trans, trans-farnesyl diphosphate biosynthetic process
Cellular component (GO): cytoplasm
Molecular function (GO): (2E,6E)-farnesyl diphosphate synthase activity; dimethylallyltranstransferase activity
Source: RefSeq, a predicted model, not a curated record